Ceutorhynchus assimilis (cabbage seed weevil) is the source of this 861-nucleotide messenger RNA. NCBI's taxonomy places the organism in Eukaryota, Metazoa, Arthropoda, Insecta, Coleoptera, Curculionidae. The record is from the annotation of a GenBank genome assembly.
UUGGCAACACUGAUUUUCUAUACCAAAUUCGAAAUCCCUACUACAAAAAUCCCCAAAUAUUGUGAAAUAAUUAAUAAUUAUGCGUUAAAAACCUAUUUGAUUUGAAUAAUUAAUACGAUGAUGAGUAAACAACUAAUUUAAUUUAACCCACCUACUGAGAUUUGAUUCGCUUUUGUGUGUUUUUAUAAUAUACAAAUCACAAAGAUGCCUUCGUUAACACAACAAAUACCAAAUUUGAAUGUAAAAAUAAUAUUUUUAAUACAUUUUGUAUUUAUAUCCCUGAGUUGUAUGGGAUUUUGGGCAACCAAUGCCUACCUAUUCUACAACAGUAUUUUGAUAUUCCUCUUAUUAUGGAGCAUAUUUCAUGGACAACUACAAGAACCUUUACAAUUGGCGAUUGUAGUUAACGGUUCCUCAAUAAUUCUCGAUAUAUUGCUCUUAAUUAUGAACUUUCCAUAUUCCCUCAAUGGGGCAGCAGCAAAGUUUUCUGCGGCGAUGGCAGUCUUGCAUUUGAUUAUAAGGCCAUUCACCACCUUUGUGCUGAUUAAAAAUUUAGAGGAAAGAGGCGGCAACACAGCAAAUAUUCCUAAUAUGUUCGCUGGUACUCGAACUGAAUCGUACGAAGACAUCGACAGGACGGCCACUGCGGCACCACAACAUUCCGGGCAAAGUGGCGGCUAUAAUUUUGCAACGGCUCAGCCAAUAUAGGAAUUUAAUAUUUAUAAUUCUCAUUUGAUAAUAGGAAAUCUCUUUUUUGGUCUGCAAUUGAUUAUGUACUGAUUUAAGUGUUUAGAUAUUGGAAUUCAUGAUUUAUUAGUUUUUACAUUACAUGUUGUAAAUAAAUUGUGGCAUUAUUUGUUA